CUGUAAUGUGUAUCGUUACUCCAAGAGUAUCAUUACAGUAUACAGGAUUAGCAAUGUUUAAACCAAUAUUUGAAAGAAUGGAAGGAAAAUUUAUACCAUCUGGAAGUGCAUCUGCAUUUACCGGGGUAUGUACAGGAAUAAUGCAAGCAAUAACUUUAGUAACCCCAUUAGAAUUAAUUAAAAUAAGACAACAAACUGAUAUAAAUCGAUUUAAAUAUCAUGGAAUGUUUUCCACUAUUGCAUUAAUUGUAAAAGAGGAAGGGAUAACAGCACUUUAUAAAGGAUUGGUACCUACGAUAUUUAGACAAUCGUGGGGAUUGGCUGUAAAAUUCACUGGAUUUGCACUGUUUUUAGAUUUAUUUCGUAUGCAAAGUAAUGAUAAUUUGAAACCUCACCAUUUUGUUGCAUCAGGAUUCUUAUCAAAUGUAUUAGUAGGAAUUCUUAAUUCACCUCCUGAUGUAGUUAAAACGAGAAUGCAAGAUCAAUCUGCUUCAUAUAAAAGUUCUUGGGAUUGUGUGAAGAUUAUGAUGAAAUAUGAAGGUCCCCUCUCUUUAUUUAAAGGUUCUUUAUUAAGAAUCAUUAGAAUUGCUCCUGGUGGUGGUAUACAAUUUGCAACUUUUGAAUACUUAUAUAGAUUAUUAGAAAAUAAAGUUUGAUAAAUGAACGAAAUUUUUUUUUUAAAAAAAAAAAAAGACAGAAAUGUUUAAUAAAAUAAAAAAAAAGAGGAUAAAAUGCUUGAUAAUG
This is a messenger RNA of Rhizophagus irregularis DAOM 181602=DAOM 197198, 744 nucleotides long. RefSeq lists its product as uncharacterized. Lineage: Eukaryota; Fungi; Glomeromycota; Glomeromycetes; Glomerales; Glomeraceae. Gene Ontology annotation, molecular function: succinate:fumarate antiporter activity. The record is from RefSeq and is a predicted model, not a curated record. Gene Ontology annotation, biological process: succinate transport; fumarate transport. Gene Ontology annotation, cellular component: mitochondrion.